AUGUACCGUGUUAUUGUGAAGUUGAACAAGAUUCUUCCUGCCUGGUAUAAGAUGUCAGAUAUGCUGCCGAACGCCUGGUUUUAUAAGCUCAACCACAUGAGUACUGGCAAGCUGCAGAACUUGACGCAUAAAUUCUCGAACAAAAAAGUUCAAUCCAAAACAAAGUCAUCUCCUUUCUCAUCAUCUACUGCAGCAGCGCACAAACAAACAUGUCACCUUAGGAAGUCUUACUACUUCAAUCUAGACUUCAAGUCGACCUCUCAUUUGUCAGAAAGAAGAAAAUCAUCCGACAGAAGAUGCGACGCGGAGAAAAUUAAAGCAUCUCCGAAGCUAAUUGCAAACUUUUCUGUUUCUGAUGAGUACCCUGGCUGUCAUGUAAGCCAUGAAUCCGUUUAUUCUACGCCUCACAUGAUGGAACAGGUCCAGAAUGAUUCUGUUUUCUAUGAUCUGGAUGCUGAAUUUAAACGGGUUAAUGAGCCACCAAAGUGUGCUUCAUAUAUCAAGUUGGUCACGACUCAGAACCGUCUCAAAUUGGUCACUUAA
Daucus carota subsp. sativus is the source of this 543-nucleotide messenger RNA. RefSeq lists its product as uncharacterized. Gene Ontology annotation, molecular function: DNA binding. The transcript is spliced from 3 exons. The record is from RefSeq and is a predicted model, not a curated record. NCBI's taxonomy places the organism in Eukaryota, Viridiplantae, Streptophyta, Magnoliopsida, Apiales, Apiaceae. Bases 1 to 543 code for a protein of 180 amino acids.